UCCUCUCGCCAGGCCUGCGAGCUUCCUCCCAGCGGAGCCCCGGGCAAUCCCAGCUCGGCCGCCCCCGCCGCCACCACCGCCGCCCUCCCGCUCCCGCCCCACCCCGCACCCUGCCCGGGGGGCCUGCCGGGGUGGGGUCCGAGCGGGGCGACCGCCCGGCCGCGCCGCCGUCGGGGCCGGCCCCCGGCCAGCCGUCCCUCCCUCCCCAGCCAGCCUGUGGCCACCAGAGCCUCCGGGGCGUGGAGCGCGGGGAGCCUCCGCGGCCCCCGAUCCAGCGUCCGGGGCAGACCCCGGCGGCCGGCGCGACGUUCCAAACUCGAACCUCGGUGGCGGCGUUCGGAAGCGGAACUCUGCCGGGGCUGCGCCGGCUACAUUGUUUCCUCCCCCCGACUCCCUCCCGCCCCCCUUCCCCCGCCUUUCUUCCCUCCCCGACCCGGGCCGCGCGGCCAUCCCCCUGCCUCUGUCUGGCCGUCCCUCCUCCCCCUCUUUUCGCACCAAUACCUCUUUGUACCGUACCCCCCGGGGACCCCUGCGCCCCUCCCCUCCCCCCUGGCCGCAUGGACCGUCCCGCAGGCCGCUGAUGCUGCCCGCAGCGAGGUGGCCCGGACCGCAGUGCCCCUAGAGAGCUUUAUGGAGACGUAAUUGACAUACAGCAUUGUGUGAGUUUACGGUGUGCAGUGUGGUGACUUCAUGUACGUGUGUUGCUAAACAAUUACCACAGUAAGUUUAUUCACGUUCGCUGCUGAGCAGUGAAGCUCUGUGAAGACACCACGGUUUAGCCAGCUUACUCUUGAUGGGCAUCUGGGCCGUCCCCAGCGUGAGGUUGGCGACAGAUCGUGCUGCGCGAGUGCUCUUGUGCCCCUGUCAGCGGACACCUGCACUGUCUUCUCUUGGCUCUCAUGGUACCAGGUGACACGGCGGCCUUCCUGUGACCCGGGGACGCCAGACCUUCUGCGAAGAUGUCAGCAAUCCAGGCCGCCUGGCCAUCCGGUACAGAAUGCAUUGCCAAGUACAACUUCCACGGCACUGCCGAGCAGGACCUGCCCUUCUGCAAAGGAGACGUGCUCACCAUUGUGGCGGUCACCAAGGACCCAAACUGGUACAAAGCCAAGAACAAGGUGGGCCGUGAGGGCAUCAUCCCAGCCAACUAUGUCCAGAAGCGGGAGGGCGUGAAGGCCGGCACCAAGCUCAGCCUCAUGCCCUGGUUCCAUGGCAAGAUCACACGGGAGCAGGCAGAGCGGCUUCUGUGCCCACCGGAGACAGGCCUGUUCCUGGUGCGGGAGAGCACCAACUACCCCGGGGACUAUACGCUGUGUGUGAGCUGUGACGGCAAGGUGGAGCACUACCGCAUCAUGUACCACGCCAGCAAGCUCAGCAUCGAUGAGGAGGUGUACUUCGAGAACCUUAUGCAGCUGGUAGAGCACUACACCUCAGACGCAGACGGGCUCUGUACUCGGCUCAUCAAGCCAAAGGUCAUGGAGGGCACAGUGGCAGCCCAGGAUGAGUUCUUCCGCAGCGGCUGGGCACUGAACAUGAAGGACCUGAAGCUGCUGCAGACCAUUGGGAAGGGGGAGUUUGGAGACGUGAUGCUCGGUGAUUACCGAGGGAACAAAGUCGCCGUCAAGUGUAUUAAAAAUGACGCCACUGCCCAGGCCUUCCUGGCUGAAGCCUCUGUCAUGACGCAACUUCGGCAUAGCAACCUGGUACAGCUUCUGGGCGUGAUUGUGGAAGAGAAAGGUGGGCUCUACAUCGUCACUGAGUACAUGGCCAAGGGGAGCCUGGUGGACUAUCUGCGGUCGAGGGGUCGGUCGGUGCUGAGCGGAGACUGUCUCCUCAAGUUCUCACUAGAUGUCUGCGAGGCCAUGGAAUACCUGGAGGGCAACAACUUCGUGCACCGGGAUCUGGCUGCCCGCAACGUGCUGGUGUCUGAGGACAACGUGGCCAAGGUCAGCGACUUCGGCCUCACCAAGGAGGCCUCCAGCACCCAGGACACGGGCAAGCUGCCAGUCAAGUGGACAGCCCCGGAGGCCCUGAGAGAGAAGAAAUUCUCCACCAAGUCUGACGUGUGGAGUUUCGGAAUCCUUCUCUGGGAAAUCUACUCCUUCGGGCGAGUGCCUUAUCCAAGAAUUCCCCUGAAGGACGUCGUCCCUCGGGUGGAGAAGGGCUACAAGAUGGACGCCCCUGACGGCUGCCCGCCUGCGGUCUACGAGGUCAUGAAGAACUGCUGGCACCUGGAUGCCGCCGCGCGGCCCUCCUUCCUGCAGCUCCGGGAGCAGCUCGAGCACAUCAAAACCCACGAGUUGCACCUGUGACCGCCGGGCCCCCCGGUGCCCCCCCCCCCACCCAGGUCGUGGGCCUGCGGGGACUGAACCUGGAGAGAUUGUGGACCUGGUGCCCCCACUUGCUGGGCCCAAGCCUGAACUGAGCCCAGCGGGCCCACGGGCCUCUUUUGUCUGCCCCAGCCUGCACCCCCUCUGGCCCCCCAGAGACCCUCCCUAGGCCUGGCACCUUUUCUCAUGGACCCACCUGUGGGGCUUCGGGAGCCCCACCGAAGGGCCAGGAAGGGAGGAGGCUGGGGAGCGUGAGGCAGAUGCCCCCUACCGUGGUCAGGCUUCUCCUGGCCUCCCAUCUCUCACCUUCUUAGAGUUUUAUUCCUUUCCUUUUUUGAGAUUUUUUCCCGUGUGUUUAUUUUUUAUUAUUUUUCAAGAUAAGGAGAAAGAAAGUACCCAGCAAAUGGGCAUUUUACAAGAAGUACGAAUCUUAUUUUUCCUGUCCUGCCCACCGGGGUUGGGGAGACCAGGCCCCUCUCUAGGGACCCAUCGCCCCAGCCUUGUUCCCGUGUUCCGUGUCCCGUGUCGCCUCGGUCGCCCCGUGUUUGCGCUUGACCACGUUGCACUGUUUGCAUUGCAUGCGCCCGAGGCAGACGUCUGUCAGGGGCUUGGAGUCCAUUCGUGUGCCGCUGCCACCCGCCCACCUGCCUUGUGAGAUGGAAUCGUAAUAAACCACAUGAGGACACCGCUGCCCAGCCUCGGCGCUUCC
Molecule: messenger RNA, 3039 nt
Organism: Zalophus californianus (California sea lion)
Lineage: Eukaryota; Metazoa; Chordata; Mammalia; Carnivora; Otariidae
Gene: CSK
Product: C-terminal Src kinase
Exons: 15
Coding region: 960-2312 (450 amino acids)
Biological process (GO): protein phosphorylation; regulation of Fc receptor mediated stimulatory signaling pathway; adherens junction organization
Molecular function (GO): ATP binding; protein binding; protein tyrosine kinase activity
Source: RefSeq, a predicted model, not a curated record